Messenger RNA from Psammomys obesus (fat sand rat), 3621 nucleotides. RefSeq names its product splicing factor SWAP (gene Sfswap). The record is from RefSeq and is a predicted model, not a curated record. Gene Ontology annotation, biological process: mRNA 5'-splice site recognition; RNA processing. Gene Ontology annotation, molecular function: RNA binding. The coding region runs from base 126 to 2633 and encodes 835 amino acids. Lineage: Eukaryota; Metazoa; Chordata; Mammalia; Rodentia; Muridae. The transcript is spliced from 15 exons.
UAUGGCGGCUGUGUUGAAGUUGCGACGGGAAUGCUGCGCCUUUGACUGAGGGGGUAGGCUAGGCGAGGCAUCAGGGACGUUGUGCGGUUCAGCAGCAGACCGGCCCGGACGUCCGGGACGCUGUCAUGUACGGUGCCGGCGGGGGCCGCGCCAAGCCAGAGAGGAAAGGCGGAGCGAAGGAGGAGGCCGGGCCCGGCGGCACCGGCACUGGGGGCAACCGGGUGGAGCUUCUGGUUUUCGGCUAUGCCUGCAAGUUGUUCCGCGACGACGAGCGGGCUUUGGCCCAAGAACAGGGACAGCACCUCAUCCCCUGGAUGGGGGACCACAAGAUCCUCAUCGACAGAUAUGACGGGCGUGGUCACCUGCAUGACCUCUCUGCGUACGAUGCUGAGUACGCCACGUGGAACCGAGACUACCAGCUGUCUGAAGAGGAGGCGCGGGUAGAGGCGCUGUGUGAUGAAGAGAGGUAUUUAGCCUUGCAUACGGACUUGCUUGAGGAGGAGGCAAGGCAAGAGGAAGAAUACAAAAGAUUGAGUGAAGCACUGGCAGAGGAUGGGAACUACAGUGCUGUAGGGUUCACUUACGGCAGUGACUAUUAUGACCCAUCAGAGCCCACAGAAGAGGAGGAGCCUUCAAAGCAGAGAGAGAAAAGUGAGGCUGAAAACUUGGAAGAAAAUGAAGAGCCUUUCAUUGCCCCUCUAGGAUUAAGUGUCCCGUCUGACGUGGAGCUGCCACCAACAGCCAAGAUGCAUGCCAUCAUUGAGCGUACAGCCAACUUCGUGUGUAAGCAGGGAGCACAGUUUGAGAUCAUGCUGAAGGCCAAGCAAGCACGGAACUCGCAGUUCGACUUCCUUCGAUUUGAUCACUACCUCAACCCCUACUACAAAUUCAUCCAGAAAGCCAUGAAGGAAGGACGGUACACGGUGCUGGCAGAGAACAAGAACGAGGAGAAGAAAAAGUCGGGGACGACCUCUGACAAUGAAGAUGAAGAUGAGGAGGAGGAUGGGAGUUACCUACACCCGUCUCUCUUUGCUUCCAAGAAGAGCAGCCGCUUGGAAGAGCUGAUGAAGCCUUUGAAGGUGGUGGACCCGGAUCACCCUCUAGCAGCCCUUGUCCGUAAAGCACAGGCUGACAGCUCAGCUCCAGCCCCUCCCACUGCAGAUGGCACACCCACACAGCCCUCCCAGGUGGAGUACACGACAGACUCAACCGUGGCAGCCAUGUACUACAGCUACUACAUGUUGCCAGAUGGCACCUACUGCCUAGCACCACCUCCACCUGGGAUCGAUGUGGCCACUUACUACAGCACCCUUCCUGCUGGAGUGACUGUGUCCAGUUCGCCCAGUGUGACUACCACUGUACCACCACUUCCCGGGACCACACCUCCUCCACCCCCAACCACAGCUGAAACAAGCAGUGGGGUUACCUCCACAACCACCACCACAAGUGCGCUUGCUCCCGUGGCCAUCAUACCCCCGCCCCCUGACAUCCAGCCUGUGAUUGAUAAGCUGGCAGAGUACGUCGCUAGAAACGGCCUUAAAUUUGAGACCAGUGUUCGAGCCAAGAACGAUCAGAGAUUUGAGUUCCUUCAGCCCUGGCACCAGUACAACGCCUACUAUGAGUUUAAAAAGCAGUUCUUUCUGCAGAAGGAAGGAGGUGGUAGCACACAGGCAGCAUCAACAGCUGAAGAGGCUCCUACAGAAAACGCUGCUGAAGAGUCAAGUGAAGCUGGGGAGGACGGCGCUCCUGAGGCUUCAUUUGCUCCAAUAAGCUUUGCCAUCAAGGCCAAGGAAAACGACCUCCUUCCCCUGGAAAAAAACCGAGUCAAACUGGAUGAUGAUAGUGAAGAAGAUGAAGAAGGCAGGGAAUGCCAGGAAAGCACAAGCAGUGUGGCCAACCCCAGCCCAGCUGCAGCCCCACCCUGUGUGGUUGUGGAGGAAAAGAAACCCCAGCUUACCCAGGAGGAGCUAGAAGCAAAGCAAGCAAAACAGAAGCUGGAGGAUCGUCUUGCUGCUGCUGCCCGGGAAAAGCUGGCCCAGGCAUCCAAGGAAUCAAAGGAGAAGCAGCUUCAGGCUGAACGUAAAAGGAAAGCAGCUUUGUUUUUACAAACCUUAAAAAAUCCUCUUCCAGAAUCAGAAGUUGGGAAGCUUGAGGAAAGUGCUUUCAGUGUGGAGGAAACUGGUGUCAUGCCUUGUCCUCUGCUGGUUGGAGGCAGAACUCUGCCCAUGUUGGAGGUGAAGCCUCCAGAAAGGCCUUCAAGCAGAUGCAGAGACCCACCUAGAGAAGAAGAAAGAGAAAAGAAGAAGAAGAAGCACAAAAAACGGUCUCGAACGAGGUCCCGCUCCCCCAAGUACCACUCAUCUUCCAAGCCCAGGUCUAGAUCCCACUCAAAAGCAAAGCACUCCCUGCCCAGUGCCUACCGGACAGUGCGGCGGUCGAGGCCCUCAGCCUCCCCAGGGAUCUUGAGUGUGGAGCCUUGUCCCAGCAGCUCGGCAGUGGCGGCAGCACAGCAGGAGAGUUAUCAGGCAGCCUCGGCCUCGAGCAGCUUUGACUCCUGGAGCUCUUUUGAGGGGAAACCUGGUAAACCGUCAAGGUGUCUGACUGCCCCCACCUCUGUAGUCUGUAUAGCCUAGGGAAGGUCUGGGGAGGCACGCCGCCUAGACCAGCCCUGCUGGAGAAGCCGGCAUGGGCUCAUGGGAGCCAGGGUGUGACCAGAACUUGAUUUCCUGAACAACUGUGUGUUGUUUGUAUUGGGAGGGAGGACUUCGUUGUGCUUAGAAUGAUUCAAUGAAGAACUUUUUCAAAUGAAGGAAUCAAACUGCUCUCUUUAUAUUGUUUUUGAGUGGGUUGUCAUGGAAACAGAACAAAGAGAGGAGUUUGAGUUUGUUAGGGCUUUUUUUCCCACCUAAAUUUCUGCUUAUUGCAGAUUUUCCUGAAGUAGCAGAUGGACGGAGAACUAAAAUUAAAGUCUCAAGCCAUCACUGAGAAACCCUCUAUUAAGGAUCUGUACACCCCAAAGGGUGAGGUGGUCUUGAGGGUCUUUCUUGCUUUUUGUGGAAUAUAUUCCGGCAUGAAUCAAAGAAUAAGUAUUAGUAGAUGGUUUUGUGACCAUGAAGCCCCCCAUAAACUUAAAGUAGUCAGUCUGUCAUGAGGGCAUCAUGUUCUGAGCAGAUGCAGGGUUUGGGCUUCAUGCCAAUGGCCCUGCAGUGUGCUCCUGAUGCCUCCUGCCAUGCGGCCUGAGAUGAGUGACAGGAGGAUGGCCAGAUGCAGCCUGCAGUCCUUGGCUUCUCAGCUUUUAGUUUCUCCCUACUGCCAUUAUCUCAGCACCUUUUUCUGCCUGAAGGUAGGAGCAUCUUCAGUGAGCUGAAAGCUUCAGGCCGAGAGUGAGCACAAGGCAGGAGCAGGGGAGUGCAAGCGCAGCCUCCUGGAGACAUGCGCCUUGCUGUAGUGCAGGCAGGGGUGGGGAGAGGUGCUGUGCCUCCAAGCUGGUGUCAGUAUGUAGGGCCUCUAAAGAAGCAGGGCUCUGAGCAGCCUGCAUCUCAGACAGGGGCUUCUCGCCUCAUGCUAGGGAUGUGCAUACCACAAAGACCAGGCCUCAGACAGAACUAAACUCCACCUUGU